GUGGCCCCGCCGCCCCGUCGCAAGAUGGCGGAGCUGGACCUGCUGGGCUCCAUCCUGAGCUCCAUGGAGCGGCCGCCCUCGGCCGCCGACGGCGAGGCCCGGCGGCGGGCGCGGGAACAAGCCGCUCGUGUGAAGAAGCUGCAGGAGCAGGAGAAGCGCCAGAAAGUCGAGUUCAGGAAGAGGAUGGAGCAGGAGGUGUCCCAGUUCAUCCAGGCCACUGGGGAGCCCCGGCGCCGCUUCCAGCCCAUGAACAAGAUCGAGAGGAGCAUCCUGUGAGGGGGCACUGACGUGGCCGAGGUGGUCGGGCUGACGUCGUUCUCGCCCGGGGACCAGCGAGGACAAUCGUUACUGAUGGUGUUCAAAAAGGAGUUCGCGCCGUCGGACGAGGAGCUGGACGCGUACCGGCGGGGGGAGGAGUGGGACCCCGCCCUGGCCGAGGAGCGGCGACGCCUCCGGGAGUUGGCGGCGCAGCAGGAGGAGGCGGAGCUUGAGCGAGGCCCCGCCCCCCCGGGGCCCCCAAACGAUUACAAGGACAAAUACCGGCACCUGAUUGGCUCGGACGCCGCCAAAGCCGCCGCCCGCACCAUGGAGGCCAACAAGGCCUAUGGGUGUGUGCCGGUGGCCAACAAGCGGGACACGCGCUCCAUCGAGGAGGCCAUGAACGAGAUCCGGGCCAAGAAGCGGCUGCGGCAGGCGGAGGACGAGGGGGGGCCGGAGGGUCCCUAG
Molecule: messenger RNA, 726 nt
Organism: Myiozetetes cayanensis
Lineage: Eukaryota; Metazoa; Chordata; Aves; Passeriformes; Tyrannidae
Gene: SPAG7
Product: sperm associated antigen 7
Molecular function (GO): nucleic acid binding
Source: RefSeq, a predicted model, not a curated record